AUGGACCGCAGCUACGAAAAGGCUUCAAAUGGACUGCUUGCCUUGUAUCAGUACAAGGAGUCCGAUAAACACUUCACAUACGUUCUAAUGACGUUCUCAGAUCUGUCUAUUCCUGUCAUGGAUGGCCUCGAUUCUACAAGCAACAUUCGAUUGUUUGAAAAGGAGAAGGGAAUACUGGCAUCUUGCAUUAUGGCUGUCACUGGCAUCGCUUCUGCUGGGGUUAGAUGA
This is a messenger RNA of Penicillium riverlandense, 228 nucleotides long. RefSeq lists its product as uncharacterized. Bases 1 to 228 code for a protein of 75 amino acids. NCBI's taxonomy places the organism in Eukaryota, Fungi, Ascomycota, Eurotiomycetes, Eurotiales, Aspergillaceae. The transcript is spliced from 2 exons. The record is from RefSeq and is a predicted model, not a curated record.